Molecule: messenger RNA, 1483 nt
Organism: Syngnathus acus (greater pipefish)
Lineage: Eukaryota; Metazoa; Chordata; Actinopteri; Syngnathiformes; Syngnathidae
Gene: cdca3
Product: cell division cycle associated 3
Exons: 6
Coding region: 149-1297 (382 amino acids)
Source: RefSeq, a predicted model, not a curated record
CGUGACCUAGCACUCUAUUUAAAUGUACGCGAGAAAGUCCUUUCAGUUGUAUGCUACUUUAUUUCUUGUGUUUGGAGGAACGUCUGAUAAAGUCUCUACGAUCUGUUGACUGUCUACUUUUAAGGGUUUGACCUAAAAAAAACUCAGAAUGGGAGCCAGUGAGAGCAAGAUGGCAGCGAGGGCUGCAACCAAACAAGCGCCCAUCAAGAACUCCAGGGUGGCUCGGCUCAUCGAUCCACGUUCCCCAUCGGUGGCCAUUGACCGCACACCCAUUCAGGUUGGCGCGAUUAAAACCGAUGAGCUGACGAGUGAGUGUCCUUUAGUCGGAGGUGAUCCUCGCUCGCCCACUGUAGGCAUUUCCCGCACGCCUGUCCGAGAAGUCAUGAGAGCCAAAGUGGGCAGCCUCGCACGACGUCUGGGAAUGUUGUUCCACAUGGAAGCCGAAGGCAAAGUCCCCAUAAAUGACGUCGGCGCCCAAGAGUGUUGUGACGUCGUCGAGGGCGAGGAGCCGGAUUCCGCCGAGCCUCUCCUGACUCCACAGAAGCCACACGUCUCCGACUCCUUGACUCAACACUCCAACCUCAUGGCCACACCCGUUCAGAGAGAGCAUAGUGCCUGCAGCCCCUUCGUGCUGCUGGAGCAACCUGGGGUGGAAGUGGAGAUUGAAACGGACGAUGCCAACCUGGAGGAGGCAGAGGAGGCCUGUGAGUCUCCGCUCCACAAGAGGCUGAGCAUGAGCCUCAUCACCUGCCACGAGGGAGCGCCCUCACCCCAGAUCCUUGACGAGGUGCACCAGGACAGCAGCGGACUGGACCACCUCUACGCUCUUCCCGCAGUCGCGCCCGAGCCGACUCUGGACUCCUCUGACCCCCCUGUGCAGAAGCAGGAAUUAACCCAAGAGGUGUCCAAGGAGGCUUCCGAGGCACCCGUCUUGCAAUGUCCCAGCGACAUCCACCGCCUCACCCUGGACAUGAGGAGUCCGAGUCAGUUGGUGUUCAAGCCGCAGUGGCUAGGCAAAGGUUUUGGAGCCACCGGGCUCAGGGUCAGGGCCGUGCAAGGUGCCAAGGGGGGGUCGUCCCCUCUGGCUGUGGCGGUGGCGGUGAAGAGCAUCAACAAUGAAAACAAGGGGAGCGCUGGCAAACAAAAGCAAAAAGAAGGCCGCUCCCCGCUGCAAAUUCUGCAGAAUUCACACAGGGGACAUCCUCAGAUGAGGCUCAAAGGUUCCACCCCAGAGAAGGCUCGGCUCGGCCAGGUGGAGCGUAGAGUUCUGUCCGUUUCUCUGAACAAGGAAAAUUGAUGAUGCAUUAACACAUUUGUUUUUUUUAAAUAUUUUCAUCACUCAUCUGUUUUAGGUCUCUUUCUGUAUGUUUUUAUGUGUACAGCUUUCCAAAAUUGACUGAUUUUGUGUUCUGUCUUUUAUUACCACCAUAAGCAGUUUUUCUUGACCCUUCUGUAAAUUUAUAAAUAAAAGCGUUGACUAUUA